AUGGCGACUGGACGACACGCUGCUAAGCCCACUGCGCACAAAUUAAAUAAUUCAAGUACCAGUUCGCCCAGUAAAGCGACUAAAGCAAAAGAUUUGAAACAUAAUGAUGAUAAGAACAAGGAGGACGAAAUAGAAACCGAAGAACAAGUAGAGUUGAAGGACAUUAUGGUUAUGAUGAAAAAUAUGAUGAGAAAGCUAGAGAAGUUGGAUCUUAUUGAAACUAAAGUGAAGUCAGUCGAGCAAGAGCUGAGAAGUAUGAAAGAUUCAAUAGAAUUUGCGCAUUCAGAAGUUAAAGAUUUGAAAAGCGACAACGAAGAACGCAAAAAAACCGGACGAGCUAACGAGACAACAAAUAGAAAAAUUGGAGAAAGGAAAUGA
Messenger RNA from Paramuricea clavata, 378 nucleotides. The record is from the annotation of a GenBank genome assembly. Lineage: Eukaryota; Metazoa; Cnidaria; Anthozoa; Malacalcyonacea; Plexauridae.